AUGCAUCGGAGUAUUGCUUCAAAAAAUAUUAAUCUUUGUGAUAAUGGUCGUGUUUUAUUAGAUAAUUUUUCUCAUUAUGAUUAUAAUUUAAAAAGUGGUAUAUAUAGUUUAGGUAUAGUUGCAUGUAAACUUGCUAAUGGUUGUCAUAAUUAUAUUAACAUGCCUUUUGGAAAUUUAAGUAUGUUAUAUGCUAAAAUACAAGGUUCAGAACCGAUUUUACUUGAUCAAACUCAAUUAACAGAAGAAAUGAUGACAUUUAGUGAUAAUAGUCACAGUUUAUAUAUUCAAGAAAUAAAAAAACGAAGAUACACAAAAGAAUUUCAUUCAUUUAUUAAAUCGUGUGUAUCAACACGUCUUGAACUAAGUGUUCAUCUGAUGAAUUACAAAUAUAAUUCAUUUUUUAAAUAUCAACAAAGAUUAAAUCAUGAUCAACAUUUACUCAAUAAUGAUAUGGUUAAAUUACUGGAAAUAUAUAAAAGAAAAGAAUUAAUUAAUUAA
Rotaria sp. Silwood1 is the source of this 498-nucleotide messenger RNA. NCBI's taxonomy places the organism in Eukaryota, Metazoa, Rotifera, Eurotatoria, Philodinida, Philodinidae. The record is from the annotation of a GenBank genome assembly.